Molecule: messenger RNA, 1074 nt
Organism: Pseudogymnoascus verrucosus
Lineage: Eukaryota; Fungi; Ascomycota; Leotiomycetes; Thelebolales; Thelebolaceae
Gene: GNA2
Product: G-Protein alpha subunit
Exons: 5
Coding region: 1-1074 (357 amino acids)
Biological process (GO): G protein-coupled receptor signaling pathway
Cellular component (GO): heterotrimeric G-protein complex
Molecular function (GO): GTP binding; GTPase activity; G-protein beta/gamma-subunit complex binding
Source: RefSeq, a predicted model, not a curated record
AUGUGCUUCGGCGGCGGAGGUGGCGGCGCCGUGGACCAGGAGGGUCUGGCAAAGAACCGCGAGAUCGAGAAGACUAUCAAGGCUGAUCAGAAGAAGGCCGCGAGGGAGGUCAAGCUGCUGCUACUAGGUGCCGGAGAGAGCGGCAAGUCCACUGUGCUAAAACAGAUGCGCCUUAUCUACUCCCAAGGCUUCUCUAAGAGCGAAAAGGAGGAAUGGCGCGCCAUCAUAUUCAACAACAUCCUCACGGCCUUCCGCGUCAUAAUCGACGCCAUGGAGGAACUCGAGAUCCCGUUCGAAGACCAAUUCAAUAGCAAAUAUAUCACACUCAUCCUCGUCGAUCAUGAUUUGGGACCGAAGGACCCGUUACCGACGGAAUACAAGACGCCGUUUAAGGGGUUGUGGUCCGAUGCAGGGGUGCAGAAGGCGAUUGAGAAGGGGAACGAAUACGCUUUACACGAUAACUUGAACUACUUCUUCGAGGACGUCGACCGCCUAUUCGCGCGCGACUACGUGCCCACAGACCAGGAUGUGCUGCGCUCGCGCCUGCGCACAACGGGUAUCACUGAGACGGUCUUUGAUCUCGGGAACCUGACAUACCGCAUGUUCGACGUUGGAGGACAGCGCUCUGAGCGCAAGAAGUGGAUCCAUUGCUUUGAGAAUGUUAACUGUCUGCUCUUCCUCGUCGCCAUUAGCGGUUACGAUCAGUGUCUUGUUGAAGACAAGGAUGGCAACCAAAUGCAAGAAGCCCUCAUGCUCUGGGAAUCGAUCGCCAACUCGCAAUGGUUCACGCGCUCGGCACUGAUCCUCUUCCUCAACAAGAUGGAUCUCUUCAAGUCCAAGAUCAAGGACAACCCGAUCACCAAGCACGGCUUCCCCGACUUCGUCGGCGACGCCAGCGACUCGAAGGCCACCUCGAAGUACUUCCUCGACAAGUUCAAGGCGCUCAACCGCAACCCGCAAAAGGAGGUCUACGGCCACUUCACCAACGCUACCGACACGAACCUGCUCAAGAUCACCAUGGAUUCCGUCCAGGACAUGAUCAUCCAGCGCAACCUCAACCAGCUCGUGCUGUGA